GGAACUUCGAUAUUUCUCUGAUUAUUUAAUGUGCAUUGCAUAGACAAAAACCUAGAGACGAGAGAGAAAAGCCAGAGCUAGAGAGAGACGGGGAAAAGAGUAAAAGAGAUUUACAGAAUUCAAAACCUAUCAUGGAUUCGUCUCAAGGAAAGGGAGAGGGAGACAAAACAAAGAAAAAGGAGAAUCCAACAACUCAGGCGAAUCAACGUGGUGCAUCUCAGCCGCAACCUCCUCAAACCCUCAACGAGAUGUCUAGAUACUACAGUGAUGCUAAUCUGCCAACCCUAGAAUCUUAUUUCUGUUCUCUCUCCGUUGCCGAUUCAAGUGCUCGUCAGCAGAAUCCGUUUCCUGAUAACCGUUGGACCAAUGGAUCGUCUUCAUCGUCGUCAAUCAAUGGCGGCGCUGGUGAUGGGCCAUGGAAUAGUAACAAUGGUGUUUUCCUAAACGGAAACUCGCAAAACGUUCCUUACUACUCAAGAGGUCGUUAUUGGGCUUCCACCAAUGGGUACAACAGUUCGUGGAGGAGGAGGAGCAACCAAGGCUCCUUGAACAGCCAUGUGUCUUUUGGGAACCCUAGAAUGAGAUCGAUUGCUUCGCUUGCUAAAGAUCGGAGUUCGAGUGCUGAGUUACAAAGGAAGAUCUCUGAGGGUUCCAAGGAGACCAUUGAUGUGAUCUUCGAGGGUGUUAUCUUUCACGUCUGUGACUUGAUGGUUGACCCUUAUGGUCAUCACGUUAUCAUGAAGCUUAUGGAGAGAUGCAACUCUGAACAGAUCAGUCGGAUUGUUGAUGUGAUCACUCAGCAACAGUUUCGAUUUGUUGACAUUUGCAUCGAUUCUUUCGGAGCCCUUUCGGUAAGGUCGCUGUUGAAGUGGCUUCGAUCUGAGGAACAAAUUGUGCGAAUAGUGCGAGCUAUCAGCUUGGGAGCACUUGCAUUUACAAGUAGCGGCAAUUCAUUUGCGAUGAUUCUCCAAUGCUUCAAGCAGUUUCAUCCCUUGCUCACUGAGGAACUUCUUGAGGUUAUCGCUCAAAACUGUUUGCGGAUAGCAACUGAUGAAUACGGCUGCCGCAUGCUUCAACAAUGUCUUGGCAUUGGUUGUAACGUUGUAAAGCAACGAUUGAUUCAGGAGAUAAUCGCUAACGCGUUCAGACUCUGCGCUGACUCCUUCGGAAACUACGUGGUCCAGUAUCUACUGGAGCUCGGUGAUCCAAAUGUGACAUUUUCGCUCAUAAAUCAGCUGCUAGGGAACUUUGCGCACCUCUCCCGUAACAAAUUUGCAAGUCAUGUUGUGCAAAAGUUCUUGAAUAUAAAGUAUAUCGACCCUAGCUCGAUCGUACUCGACUUGCUUAGGGAUAUUGAUACACUUCUUUGUGACCCGUUUGGAAACUAUGUCAUUCAAACGGCAUGGUCUGUCUGUACGGGCGAGUUGCGCAUGAUCUUGAUGAGGCAUAUUGAUCGUAAUAAACCAUUGAUGAGGUGCAACAUGUAUGGGAAUAAAAUUCUGCAGAAACUCGAUCUCUAGAGGAAAAAGAAAGAAUGUGCUUGCUUCAGGUUUUCUUUAAUGUCAUUGGUUUGUAUUUUUGACUUAAUCGUCGUUGGUUUUUUUAGGUGAGGUUUUUGUUGUUUUGUGAAAUCAUACACCAGUAUGUGUGUCCUGUAUUGGGAGAUUUGUGUUGGUGUGUUGUCUUCUUUAGCAACUGUCUGUAAAAGACUCCGACUGUUUUCUA
This is a messenger RNA of Raphanus sativus (radish), 1725 nucleotides long. Its product is annotated as pumilio homolog 14. Gene Ontology annotation, biological process: post-transcriptional regulation of gene expression. The record is from RefSeq and is a predicted model, not a curated record. Lineage: Eukaryota; Viridiplantae; Streptophyta; Magnoliopsida; Brassicales; Brassicaceae. Gene Ontology annotation, cellular component: cytoplasm. Gene Ontology annotation, molecular function: mRNA binding. The transcript has 6 exons. The coding region runs from base 132 to 1520 and encodes 462 amino acids.